AUGAAGAGAUGUUCUCCUGUCCUCAACACUGCCAAUGGAGUAGCUGUCGGUGAAGCACCCCUUUCAAUUUGGAGAGAACACUUCAAGACCUUGCUGAACCGGCAAGCGCCGUCAGCUCCUGAACUCGGGCACGCUAUCGUAAGACCGACAUAUGCGGUUAACGAGGAGCCACCGACCGAGUCGGAGGUUCUAGUCUGUAUUCAAAAAAUGAAGAAUGGAAAAUCUGGUGGAGACGACUGGAUUAGCGCAGAAAUGCUAAAAUAUCUUGAGAUGACAAAGAUCAUCCGUUCAGUGUGGAUAAACGAAAGGAUACCUGAUUCGUGGAGACACGCCAUCAUAAUUCCCCUCCACAAGAAGUUAUCUGUCACGGACCCAAGGGAUUAUCGAGGAAUCUCUUUGCUGCGUGUUAUAAACAAGGUACUGGAGCGCAUUAUCCUGGACUGA
Necator americanus (New World hookworm) is the source of this 444-nucleotide messenger RNA. RefSeq lists its product as uncharacterized. The transcript has a single exon. NCBI's taxonomy places the organism in Eukaryota, Metazoa, Nematoda, Chromadorea, Rhabditida, Ancylostomatidae. The coding region runs from base 1 to 444 and encodes 147 amino acids. The record is from RefSeq and is a predicted model, not a curated record.